CCCAGGGCUUGUUAGGCUUUUUAUAUUUGGACGGCCUGAACAAGGCCCUGGCCCUGGCUGGUCACGUGACAAAUUUGAUUGGCCGUAAGAACUCGCAUAAUUAAAACGCGUCCCGCGAGUGAUAUUAGAGGCAAAAUUAUGUGGCGAGAAAAAAUCAAAAUUCGAGAACUUUUCGUGGUGAUGGACCGCGGAUUAGCAAUUCAAAAAGUAGCUCUUUAAAAAUGGUGGCUGUUAUUUUGUGGGUGUUGCGUUUGGUUUGGUUUUUGAUGUUGUUCUACUAGCUAAAUGUAGCUAGAUUCAAAAUUUUGGAAAAACAUUAUUUUUGAUAUGGAACUGCAACAGUUCUGAAAGUAUUUUACCAGAAAGAAGAUUAACAAUAACUGGUUGAAAGCAGGUUUGAGCAUCUUGUGUUGCUAAAAACUCACACUGUUAAAUGAACUGAAGAAGGAACGAACUUCACAAGCGAUCAAAACUGUCAUACAUAUAUAGCUAGCUAUAUGUAACAUAAUGUUUAGCUAUGGAAAAGUAAGUGCAUAUCAUCUUGUGUGCUAGGGUAGACUUAAAAAUUCUUAUUAAUAUUUAAUAUUUUGCUUUAUGAUUUCUUGUUCCUGCAUUGAAUAUGGGUAGGCCUCGUAUCCUACACAGGAACCUUAGGCUAUGUACCAUUUUGUGUUCUGUUAAAGUAUUACUUUGUAAUUUGUGUUCUCACUGUACUUUCAACAUUCAUCAUUAUUGUAUGAUAUUCUUGUGUAUGGACAAUAUAUACAAAUCCUUGUCAGUAAAACCCUUACAGUAGUUUUGUUUGUUCUGUUGUAAUAUUUCUAAUUCUUAAAUUUUCAGAAAAUGGAGAAUGCAAACAUAGCAUGGCAGCAGCUGUAACACCAAAGAAGUUUUAUCCAAGAAAAAAUGUUUCGCAACAGGGAGUGUGUAGAUUAUGUGGAAAAUUCACUCAGCAGAGACACCUAAUCAAAAUUUUUUCUAAAAUUGGAUUGGCAAAAAAUCUUGCUUCAAAAGUGCAUGAAGUGUGUGGCAUAGGUAUCAACGAGCAUGACUGUAUAACGAAAGUCGUUUGCCGAACAUGCGAAUCUUUUAUUACCAAGGUUGACGAGUACAGGAACUCUUGUCACAACGUCCAAGGUGAACUUAAUCGAAACAUGUCUGUCAAGAGAAUGCUGCUACCAGAAGAUUGUAACACAAUCACAAGCAAAAAUGAACCUUCUCGUAAGAAAUUAUUUGAUUUAACAAACGUACAAAGUGCGGAUAACAUUGAUAAAGAGAAUAUUGAAUCAAGUGACAGUAUUUUGAAAAAAUUGAACAAUGUUUUUGGCACAAAAGAAGUACCCUUUAUUGGGAAAUUAAUGUGGGAGACACCUGGUUUUAAAGAUGUUUUUGUCAAAUUAUUACUCUCUGAUCUGAAUAUGGCAUGUAAAAGUCUAUGCAGGAGAGAUGAAAAUGGUUCAACUUUACUUAACAAUACCUAUGAUGGACUUUCAAAUUUGCAGAUCAAAAAUAUCAAAACUGAGAUGUUGAAAAUCCCCUAUUUUGUCGAUAUUCUGGAAACAAUUGCUGGUGAUAUUGAAAACAGGCAGAGUGAAAUAAAAUAUGCUUUCAUUUACUCAAUUCUGAUGCAGUCACGUUGGCACGAACUAAGUUUAUUUCAAAGAAUUAACACCACUCUUUUAAUAGAAGGUGGUUGCAGUAAACAGUUGCAGAUACGGUUUCAAAGAUUAGGUGUUUGCUUGUGCCCGAGCAGAAGAGAGGUUUUAUUGGAUUUGAUUGGUGGUCAUUUUCGUGAUGGUGUCAUUGAUAAAGUUAAAGGUGGAGCUGUGUUUCGAGGGACAGGAGAUAAUUGGGACAUAAGAAUUCUCAAAGGUCAUAUGCAUAAAAACAAUCAAAAUAAAGAUCUCCAUCUAUUUGCCACAAAUUUGAUUGAAAACCGUCUAUCAUUUGACCAUCUCGAUAAUGACAAUCCAAAACGUGAUAUUGCAUUAUUACCACUGAGUACAUUUUCAUUAAACAUUGCAGAGUGGAGGGAAUAUAUCAGAACUUCAAAAAUUUUGGUUGGGCGUAUUUUGUUAGAUUUUUUCCCAAAGUUCAAAUUUCUGAAAUCAUUUGUUCCACAACACAUUGAUCAUCAAUAUAGCCACGAAAUGGGGGAACGGUCAUUCAUUGCAUCUAUGCCUAUCAUUAAUGCAAAUGAAGCACACUAUGCUGAUUGUGUAAAGAUACUUCGAACGUACGAAAAAUGGAUCGCAGAAAUUUACCAUGAAACAGGCAUGUUGCAAAACAUGCCAAACCUUGAUGAUGGACCACUUCUUGAAACCUUCCAAGCCAACCCUGGUCAGAAAUUUGCACACAUCAAUUUUACAGAUUCUGAUCCCAUGAAAGAAAUGAAAAUUGUGUUUGGUGGCGAUCAAUUAACACGUGUAAGAUUUGCUGGUGCAAAAGAUUUACUAGCUGGUGCACAUACUCCUAGCCAUCGAUUUGAACACUGCUCUCCUUUUAAACCAGUAAUGUGGCAUACCAAAGCAGCUCUUUUGCAAUAUUCAUACCACCUCUUGCAUAAACCUGAAUCCAUUGCUGAGAAUGGAACGAUAAAGUAUUUUAGGGAGAAGCUUCGUCGAAAAAAUGUUACUCCUGCUAAAGUACUCGAUUCUUUUGAUGGUUGUGAGGAAUUAUUUAUCAGUCUUGGACGUGCAUAUAUUGUUGUUGCACUGAUGAAGUUUUUUGGAAUGGAAAGUUUGGAGGAUAAACCAUCUGUUUACCCUUUCCCUACUAACUUUGUUCAUAAAUCUGAUGCUGAGAAAGACGCGUAUAUGAAUAACAUAUUGACAAAGUUUUUAGAUGAAUACUUGCUGCAGAAAUCCCCACCAAGAGAUGGUGAUGAUUUUGUUGAAAAUUAUGGUUUUUGCGUAAUAUUUCUUACGAUUCUGGUUCUGCAACUCAAGGAUGCAGCAAAAGAAGGUGAUGGAAACCGUACUCUUAUCAACCAAAAGAUGCUUUUAAAUGUGUUUAAAUCUUUAGGUUGUUACAGCAAAUAUGCUCUGGAAAUGUUUGUCAGCAUUGCUCAAGUUGAGUGUUUACUGACACCACGAUUAUCUGAGGAGUUUAAGUGGGGGAAUUUUGUCAACUGGCGUGGCGGUAAGGGGAAAAAUAUUGAAGACGACCUUGCUCAGGAGAUUGUGAAUAAAGUUUCCAAAAAUAUAGUUCAGAGAAUGGGUCCUAACAAGACAAUAUCAUCUAUUACUAAAAUUACUAAAGCUGCUAAUGGAAUUAAAGAAAUCCUGGAAAAUUAUGACAAAAAUGCUAGUAUACACAGAUCCUCUACACAACAUAGCACCAGUGAUGCUUUUGAAGAUGAGAAUGAAAUGAUAUUAGAUCUUCUCGAACUAAAACCUUUUCACCAUUCAUCAGGUCGUUUCCAUAACAGUUUCCCAGCUAUAAAAAGGUCACCUUUGCGCUAUAUGAACGUGACAGAUUUUCACAAUUGGUUGAAAAAACACAGAGAUGAACUAUUUGAUGGACCAGAGUUCUUUUCUAAGUUUGAUGGACCAGAGUUCUUUUCUAAGUUUGAUGGACCAGAGACAUAA
This is a messenger RNA of Hydractinia symbiolongicarpus, 3590 nucleotides long. RefSeq lists its product as uncharacterized. Gene Ontology annotation, molecular function: zinc ion binding. Lineage: Eukaryota; Metazoa; Cnidaria; Hydrozoa; Anthoathecata; Hydractiniidae. The transcript has 3 exons. Bases 864 to 3590 code for a protein of 908 amino acids. Gene Ontology annotation, cellular component: nucleus. The record is from RefSeq and is a predicted model, not a curated record.